Messenger RNA from Chilo suppressalis (striped riceborer), 2715 nucleotides. NCBI's taxonomy places the organism in Eukaryota, Metazoa, Arthropoda, Insecta, Lepidoptera, Crambidae. The record is from the annotation of a GenBank genome assembly.
GUUCAUUCAUUGAUGCAUUUCGAUUUCAAGUACUCUUAGUUGUACAACAACACUGACGAAGGCCGCACGCGCACGUUGCCACGAAGCACCCACUUUACGCGGUACGAAUCGAAGAACGCGCGAUGUGUUGUAUGGCAAAAGUUUUUAAUUCUCAAUUUAAAUUUUGAAUUUCGGUUCAAUAACAGCAACUUGCCUCUUUUGUAAGGAAGUUGAAGUGAUUAUUUAUAUUAAGAAUAACCAUUAUCAUUUUGUGUGGUGUCAAAUUUUUGAAAAAUGUCGAGCGUUCCAUUGUAUCGUCGCGCUAUUGCUGGUGCGGCUCUGGCUCACGGUACCCCAACGGCAGCCGAUCAGAACAACCCCCUGGUGAUCCAACCUUGUCAGGAGAAUCAAUGGACUCCUGCUGCUUUGGAGAGGGCAGGAUCUACUCUGAAAGCGCUCAAUCGUAUGGCGAAACGACCACCGGUGCACAUCCUGUUUGAAGAUAUCGCCUUUGCUGUCAGUUCACAUAAAGGCGAGCGUCGGCUCCUACACAACGUGUCCGGCGAGUUCCGGUCUGGAGAGGUGACCUGUAUCCUGGGUCCGUCCGGGGCCGGCAAGUCCACUCUACUCAACAUACUGGCCGGUUACACGUCGAAUGGAGUGACGGGUCGGAUCACCGUGAACGGUCACAACCGGGACAUGCGACUUUUUAAAAAGCUCAGCAGCUACAUCAUGCAGGAUGACAUGCUGCAGCCCCGCCUGACGGUCCUCGAGCUGAUGGGGGUCGCUGCCAACCUAAAACUGGGGCAAGAACUUGGUGGCGCCGAAAAACAAUUAAUAAUAGAAGAGAUCCUUCAAACCCUGGGUCUUUGGGAACACAAGCACACACGCUCGGAACACCUCUCCGGGGGUCAGUCAAAGCGCCUCUCGGUCGCCCUGGAGCUGGUCAACAAUCCACCAAUCAUAUUCCUGGAUGAACCUACCACUGGCUUGGACGUCGUAUCGAUACGCCACCUGGUGGUCCUGUUGAGGCUGCUGUCCCGCCAGGGUCGAACCAUUGUGUGCACAGUGCACCAACCCUCUGCGUCACUCUUCGCUCUCUUCGACAGGGUUUACGUGCUAGCGAGAGGACUGUGCUGCUACCAGGGCGCAGCUCCACUCCUCGUGCCAUAUCUCGCUGAAGCUGGUCACGUUUGCCCCACCACCCACAACCCCGCGGACUUCGUACUGGAGACCUUGCUGAACGACAUCGAAGCACCCGCUCAGCUCUCGGAGCUGUGCCAAAAUGGGAAACUGUGCAGAAAACUAGACCGAAUCACAGCGAGAGGGGGCAGAAAACCGGUUCUACACUCCGACGAGUCUAUACAAAGAAUAUUCGGAGAGCACGUUGCCAAAGAGCAAAUGCAAAAAAUGGAGUUCCCCACCACUUUCUUGACCCAAUUUCUGAUUCUAACGAAGCGGAUGUUUUUACAAACCACUAGGAACUCGGUGUCCCUGUGGAUUCAACUGUUACACCAUUUGCUGUCGGCGUUCCUUCUCGGCAGCAUAUUCUUCUUGGUGGGAAACGAUGCCAAUGCGCCCAUAGUUAAUUUCAAAUUCUGCCUCAGCUGCCUUGUUUUCUUCAUGUACACGUAUAUUAUGAUACCUGUAUUAUUGUUUCCUACGGAGGUGAGAUUGCUCCGUAGAGAAUACUUCAACCGGUAUUAUAGUUUGAAGGCUUACUACGCGGCGCUCACCUUCUCAAGUUUCCCAGUUAUGAUAAUCCUCGGGCUAGUGUUCCUGGUGAUCUCGUACUUGAUGUCCGGGCAGCUGCUUGAGUGGGACCGAUUCGUUCUGUUCAGUAUCAGCGGUAUUCUCACGGCUGUAUGCUCUGAGGGACUCGGAUUGGCUGUCGGCUCCGCGUUUAGCGUUACUAAUGGUUCAAUCGUGGGUCCGGCCAUCGCCGCUCCACUCCUUGCGCUGUGCUGUUACGGCAUGGGAUUCGGACCUUACAUAGAAGCUAGCAUGAAGUUCCUUAUGUCAGCCUCCUAUUUACGCUACGGCUUAUCUGGAUUCUCCCUGGCUUUAUACGAAAACCGUCCUUACAUGGAGUGCAACGACGACUUCUGCCUAUACGCCAACCCAAAACUAAUACUGAGAGAUGUGGGCAUGAGCAACGAAAGCUACUACAUACAAGUGAUCGGUCUACUUGCAUUCACCUUUGUGCACAGACUCAUAGCGUAUUUUGCUCUGCGCUACCGUCUCACAACCGAAUUUUCUAACAAGUUCAUGACUUAUAUAAGCAAAUUUCUGAAGCAUAGAUAAAAUUUUGCUAGAUUUAUUUGAGAUAGAAAUUGUUGGUGCGAUAGGAUAUAACCUCAUGCAGAAAUACAAGGGAAUAGCUUAGAUUAUUCUUUUUAUAUCGAUGUGUAAGAAAUGGCCAAUAAAAAAGGUUGUGUAUACCUAUUUUUGACAUUUAAUAUUAUGACAUAAAAUAUGAUGAUAGUACUCAUAUCAUAUCGUAACGUAAGUCACAAUUUAUAUCUGUACGAUAGUUAGAUAACUUACCACAUAAGUACCUAUGACUGAAUAGACUACUUGUAAAUGGUGUCAAUUCUGGCAUGAUUCUCUAAACUUAAAACUAAAUUUAAUAUCAGUCUCUCCUCAUCAAUCUGUAAAGAGAAUGACAAGGAUACACUGGUAUCGAUUUUGGCGUGAUUCUCUAAACUUAAAAUUAAAUUUAACAUCAAUCUCUCC